AUGGCUCCCAAAGCCGAGCGGGCGCUGGCCGUGUGGCUGGCCGUGUCCGCGCUGGUGGGCCCGGCGGAGGCCUACGACGCGGGCGACGCACUGGCCCUGCUGCUGGGCACCGUGCUGACCAUGGUGGGUUUCUGCGCGUGCCUGGGCUGGUACGCACGGAAGCGGAACGGGCUUCCGUGA
Molecule: messenger RNA, 180 nt
Organism: Menidia menidia (Atlantic silverside)
Lineage: Eukaryota; Metazoa; Chordata; Actinopteri; Atheriniformes; Atherinopsidae
Source: the annotation of a GenBank genome assembly